ACGUUCUCUGCGCCUCAGCGGAAGUGGCUCUCUAAGAGGUCCGGCUCCCGUGCUUGUGGCGGGAUUGAAAGAAUACCGGUCCCGAACACACGUGACGUCAUGGCCGAUACUUUGGAAUUCAAUGAUAUUUACCAGGAGGUGAAAGGGUCAAUGAAUGAUGGCCGUCUGCGUCUUUCACGUGUGGGUCUCAUGUACAAAAACAGCAAAACAGGAAAGGUGGAGAACAUUGCUGCGACUGACCUUUCAGAAGGAGUAUGGCGCCGCGUGGCUCUUGGAUAUGGCAUCAAGCUGCUGACGCGCUCUGGGCAGGUUUACAAAUACGAUGGCUUCAGGGAAACGGAGUACGAGAAGCUGUCUGAUUACUUCAAGAAUAACUUUCAUGUUGAUUUGGUAGAGAAAGAUUUAUGCGUAAAAGGCUGGAAUUGGGGUAGUGCUAGGUUUGGAGGACAGUUACUUUCAUUUGAUGUGGGAGACCAACCAGCUUUUGAACUGCCUCUCAGUAAUGUGUCUCAGUGUACCCCCGGGAAGAAUGAAGUGACCCUUGAAUUUCAUCAGAAUGAUGACUCAGAGGUUUCACUAAUGGAGAUACGUUUCUAUGUUCCCCCAACCCAGGAUGAUGGAGGAGACCCAGUUGAUGCUUUUGUACAGAACGUUCUUUCUAAGGCAGAUGUUAUCCAGGCAACAGGUGAUGCCGUGUGUAUAUUCCGCGAGCUGCAGUGUCUUACCCCACGUGGCCGAUACGAUAUCCGGAUAUACCCCACAUUUCUUCAUCUGCACGGAAAGACCUUUGAUUACAAAAUACCAUAUACAACUGUACUUAGGCUCUUUCUCCUACCACACAAGGACCAGAGACAGAUGUUUUUUGUGAUCAGUCUGGAUCCACCUAUUAAACAGGGACAGACCCGUUACCACUUCCUUAUUUUGCUUUUCUCAAAAGAUGAAGACAUCACUUUGACACUAAACAUGAGCGAGGAAGAGGUAGAAAAACGUUUUGAAGGAAAAUUGAAGAAGAGCAUGACGGGCUGUUUAUAUGAGAUGGUUAGCCGUGUUAUGAAAGCUCUGGUGAACCGGAAGAUCACAGUGCCUGGGAAUUUCCAGGGGCACUCAGGAGCUCAUUGCAUCACAUGCUCUUACAAGGCCAGCUCAGGCUUGCUUUAUCCUCUCGAGCGCGGUUUCAUCUACGUCCACAAACCACCAGUGCAUGUUCGUUUCGAUGAAGUAAAUUGUGUCAACUUUGCUCGUGGUACCACAACUACGCGAUCCUUUGACUUCGAAAUAGAGACAAAGCAAGGAUCACAGUAUACAUUCAGCAGCAUUGAGAGGGAGGAAUACGGGAAGCUCUUUGACUUUGUCAAUGCUAAGAAAUUAAAUAUCAAAAAUCGUGGCCUCAAAGAGGGUAUUAAGCAGCCGUAUGAUGACUACGCAGACUCUGAUGAUGAUCAACAUGAUGCUUACCUUGAGCGAAUGAAGGAAGAGGGGAAAAUUCGUGAAAAUGCCGACAGUGAUGACUCUGGAGAUGAAACUGAUGAGUCAUUUAAUCCUGGAGAGGACGAAGAUGAAGUUGCAGAAGAAUUUGACAGCAAUGCCUCAGGCAGUUCCUCCAGUGGUGGCAGUGAUGAUGAUGAUGAGGCAGAAAAGAAGAAGAAAGUUAAAAAAGCUAAAAUUGUAAAAGAAAAGAAACCACGCAAAAAGGCAGAGGGCAAGAAGCAAAAAGACCCAUCUGCCCCCAAGCGUCCAAUGUCAGCUUACAUGUUGUGGUUAAAUGCAAGCCGAGAGAAGAUUAAAAGUGAGAACCCAGGGAUCAGUAUAACUGAUCUUUCCAAGAAAGCAGGAGAGAUAUGGAAGACUAUGACACGUGAGAAGAAAGAGGAAUGGGACCGUAAAGCUGAGGAGGCAAAGCGAGAUUACGAGAAAGCCAUGAAAGAAUAUAAGGAGAGUGCACCUUCUUCUGAGCCAUCAAAGAAGGAGAAGAAAUCCAAGACUGAAAAGAAGAAGGCAGAGAAACCCGAAAAACGGAAAUCCGCAAAAGCCUCCUCUCCAGUGAAAGCAGCUGCUGCCGCUGCCAAAUCAGCUUCAGACAGCUUCAAAAGCAAAGAGUUUGUAUCCAGCGAUGAGAGCUCCUCUGAUGAAAGCACAAACAAAAAGGGGUCAGAUGAAGAGAUGGCCAGCACUCCCGCCAGUUCCGAGUCAGGAUCAGACUAAAGAAACCGGACGGGCAGGAUUGAGGGCCCAGCUCCACAGAACGCGUCAGCCAUGAUGAUGAGUGUUGUGACGCUGGGAAUGCAGUCGAGAUUGUUAGAAAUAUGAUAGAUGUGUAAAUUUCAGUGUACUGCUUCCUGGAAUAUCACCCGUAUAUAUAUUUCUCAGUUCCUGUUUUUUUCUUUAUUUUGUAAUAAAAUAUGUGUAUUACCUUUCA
Spea bombifrons (plains spadefoot toad) is the source of this 2416-nucleotide messenger RNA. RefSeq names its product structure specific recognition protein 1 (gene SSRP1). The record is from RefSeq and is a predicted model, not a curated record. Gene Ontology annotation, molecular function: nucleosome binding; histone binding; DNA binding. Gene Ontology annotation, cellular component: nucleus; FACT complex. The transcript has 16 exons. Bases 100 to 2202 code for a protein of 700 amino acids. Lineage: Eukaryota; Metazoa; Chordata; Amphibia; Anura; Pelobatidae.